Panicum hallii is the source of this 1125-nucleotide messenger RNA. Its product is annotated as putative F-box/LRR-repeat protein At3g28410. Bases 1 to 1125 code for a protein of 374 amino acids. Gene Ontology annotation, molecular function: protein binding. The transcript has 2 exons. NCBI's taxonomy places the organism in Eukaryota, Viridiplantae, Streptophyta, Magnoliopsida, Poales, Poaceae. The record is from RefSeq and is a predicted model, not a curated record.
AUGGCCGCCGAAGCGGGAGACGACGGCCUCCGGCGCCUCCCUCCCGGGCCCGGGCCCGGGCCGGACCGCAUCAGCGCCCUCCCGGACGAGCUGAUACAGGCGAUCCUCGCCUGGCUCCCGUCCACCGCGGCCGCCGCGCGCACCAGCGCCGUCUCCCGUCGCUGGCGCCACGUCUGGACCGGCGUCCCGGCGCUCUCCUUCCACGUGGAGCAGAAGCCCCUGCGCGAGUAUUCGUCGACCGACGCCGCCCUCGACGCCGCCCUCGACGCAUACUCCGACUCCGCGGCGCUGAGCCGCCUCACCAUCGACGUGGACGGCCCAUCGCCCGCGCCCCGCAUCGCCCCCUGGCUGCGCUUCGCGUCGCUGCGCCUCGCCGGCGAGCUCCGCCUCACUCUGAAAGGCGGCGCCCCCAAACAGCCGGUCAUGAUGGGCCCGCUCGUGCACCACCCGAUCGCCAUGGGCCCGUUCGUGCAUCAGCCGGUCCUGCUGGCGAUCGGCGACCUCAUGCAGCAGCUCGAGCUGCCGGCCUGCGAGAGGGCGACGCGCAUCGAUCUCGCCGGGAUCAACUUCGCGCUCCGCCUGCCCCCCGCCGGCGCUUUCGCGGCCCUGCGCAUCCUGAGGAUCAGCGUCACCGAUCUGGUGCGGGGCGACGUCGGCCACCUCGUGUCCACGCAGUGCCCGCGCCUGCGGGACCUCGAGCUGUGCGGCGUGACUCUCGAGGCCGCCAACCUCUCCAUCAGCUCCGCCUCUCUCGAGAGACUCGUGCUCAGGCGUGUCAGCAUCAAGAACGAAGGGCGGAUCGAUGUCGCUGCCCCGAGUAUGUACUACCUGGCUUUGGACAACUGCGGCGGCAGAUCUGUCGCAGUCACCAUCGCCACCGCCAUGCUGGCCGAGCUGAUUUGGAACCAUGCCUACGACCCUAGACUCCAUAAACUCGAGGGGGCUGAUCGCCAAAUCUACAGGCUGGUAGCUACCUACGGGUCCAACGCGGCCCUGUUCAGACGGUUUGAUGCCGUCGAUGAGCUGUGCCUCCGCUUGUCCAUGCUAUCGGACCAGUUAGCUGUAAACGAACCUAGGAUAGAAUGGCAUAAGUGCUUUUUUGUUAAUUUGUUUGUACUUGGUUAG